AUGCGGUCAUCCUCGGUCGACAAUCGGAAAUUCUGCCAUUUCAUUGCCGUGGUGCCGUUGCGUUGCGAUGAGGCCAAAUUGAAGCAACAUACGCCUCAUUAUGCUCAAGACUACCCUCAUAAAUUUCGUUCUUCAGGUUGUUGGUGCCCGCAGAAUAUACCAUCGCCCCGUCUCCGAACGGCCGGCCGCUACCUGCAGCAAUCCAACGGCGAGCCAUUCUUCUGGCAGGCGGAUACGGCGUGGCUGCUGUUCCAUCGGCUCAACUACAGCGCGGCGGAGACCUACCUGUCGGACCGAGCACGCAGGAGAUUUACAGUGGGGCUGCUGGCUGUCGGCUUCACGCAGGAGGGAAUCGUGACCGGCGAACGACAGGCCCUUCCGUCAGCGCCCCGGGGGCAGCGGCGGACUGGCAGCAACCCCUCAUGA
Aspergillus saccharolyticus JOP 1030-1 is the source of this 426-nucleotide messenger RNA. RefSeq lists its product as uncharacterized. The transcript has a single exon. The coding region runs from base 1 to 426 and encodes 141 amino acids. The record is from RefSeq and is a predicted model, not a curated record. NCBI's taxonomy places the organism in Eukaryota, Fungi, Ascomycota, Eurotiomycetes, Eurotiales, Aspergillaceae.